Messenger RNA from Rasamsonia emersonii CBS 393.64, 453 nucleotides. RefSeq lists its product as uncharacterized. The transcript has a single exon. The annotation marks the transcript as partial. Lineage: Eukaryota; Fungi; Ascomycota; Eurotiomycetes; Eurotiales; Trichocomaceae. The record is from RefSeq and is a predicted model, not a curated record.
UUCAACGGCCUCGACGGCGUGGGCCGCUACUUCGACCUGCUAGCCAGCCUGGUGACCUUCGAGGACAUGCGGUUCGACCGCGAGGACGAGUGGGUGGUCGACCAGCAGACGCUGGCGGUGUGCGUGCGCGGCCGCGCGCGCUUCAUCUGGAAGGCCACGGGCGAGACCUGGGACGAGGCCUUCUGUUACCGGCUGGGCAUCGCCGAGGAGGUCAGCCAGUCGUCCGAGCACAGCGGCCAGUUCAAGGUCCAGGAGUACCGCGUCUGGUCCGAUACGGGUGCUGCUUACCUCGCCAGCCGCGGCCAGUUGAGGCAGCUUGAGCUUGCUGUCGAUCAGAAGGAGAACCAGACGAAAAAGGUCCCUGCUGCUGCCAAGGAGGCCGAUCCUUCUUCUUCAUACCCGCCGAGGGAUGCCUUGGGGUCGGGCAUGAAUGUGUAUGGGAAUUGUGGAUGA